GGCAUUGUUGGUAUUUCUUGUUGUUGCUGCCGCUGCUAAUGUCGCUGCCUUUGCUUUAAAGUUGAAACGUUUUAAAGUUUAUUUACUGUGUCGCAUUCGCGCUGCGAUCGUGCUAAGCUUAAUAUCGUGAAUUUUCGAGGGCUCCAAAAAAACCAGAAGAACAGAAAGCAGAAAACAAAAAAACUUUACCCACUGCGAUUGCAAACAACAAAAAACCAAAAGCCAAAAACAAAAACAAAAAUUUUACUCACGUUGCGCUUGCGUGCGUGUCUGUGUUUGUGUACGUGUGCGUGUGUAUUGCGCAUGUUUUGUAUGCGUUUAGCUUGCAUACUUUUGACAUUUAUUUUUUGUGGCCAAAUUUAAAUUUUUUGCUGUUCAUAAAGAGCUAGAACUAAACAAGUUUAUAUAAAGCAAUAAAGAGAAAAAAAAAACCAACUUAGCAGGCGUAUUUUACUUAUUCAUCUUUAUAUAUAAAGUAUUGAAUAAACUAAAUUGAAGCGAAGCUCAAGUAUAAACAAAACAAACAAAAAAAUAACAAUAAAUCAAACAUAGCUUUCGAAAGUUAACGGACAGUCAACAAGUAAUAAGUAAUAAACAUGAAUAAGUCAGGAAAUUCUAACAUCUCAGGAUCUGGCACCCUGGAUCGUAUUAUAAAGUCCUUAAAAUCCGCCACAAUGAUAUGUGAAGGCACACAUUUUGACGGACAAAUUCCACAUACUUUUGUCGUCUUUGGUGCCUCGGGCGAUCUGGCCAAGAAGAAGAUCUAUCCAACUUUAUGGUGGCUUUAUCGUGAUGAUCUAUUGCCCAAACCUACCAAAAUUUGUGGAUAUGCUCGUUCCCAGUUAACAAUUGAAAAUCUUCGAGCCAGUUGCGAUUCCUACAUGAAGGUGCAACCGAAUGAACAGGCAAAAUAUGAUGAAUUCUGGAGCCUUAAUAGCUAUGUGGCAGGCUCUUAUGACGGACGCACAGGUUACGAGCUAUUGAAUCAACAAUUGGAGCAGAUGGAGAAUAAAUUCAAAGCGAAUCGCAUCUUUUAUUUGGCACUACCUCCCAGUGUCUACGAUCUGGUCACACUCAACAUCAAGAACAUCUGCAUGUCACGCAACGGCUGGAAUCGCGUGAUUGUUGAGAAGCCCUUUGGACGGGACGAUGUUACCUCGAAGGCUUUGAGUGAUCAUUUGGCAAGUCUCUUUGAGGAGGAGCAACUGUACCGCAUCGAUCACUAUUUGGGCAAGGAGAUGGUACAGAAUCUGAUGACCAUACGCUUUGGCAAUAAAAUACUCAGUUCCACAUGGAAUCGAGAGAAUAUUGCCUCGGUUUUAAUCACAUUCAAGGAACCAUUUGGCACACAGGGACGCGGUGGUUAUUUCGAUGAAUUUGGCAUUAUACGCGAUGUAAUGCAGAAUCACUUAAUGCAGAUUUUAUCAUUGGUGGCCAUGGAGAAACCGGUUUCCUGUCAUCCCGAUGACAUAAGAGAUGAGAAGGUCAAGGUGUUGAAAAGUAUACCUGAAUUGGAAUUGAAUGACAUUGUUUUGGGACAAUAUGUGGGUAAUCCUCAGGGCAGUACCGAGGAUGCACGCACGGGAUAUUUGGAAGAUCCUACCGUUUCCAACACAUCCACAACUCCCACUUAUGCCAUGGCUGUCAUUAAAAUCAAUAAUGAACGCUGGCAAGGCGUUCCAUUUAUCCUGCGCUGUGGCAAGGCUUUAAAUGAGCGAAAAGCCGAGGUACGCAUUCAAUAUCAGGAUGUGCCGGGCGACAUUUUCGAGGGUAAUACAAAGCGUAAUGAGCUGGUAAUACGCGUACAGCCCGGCGAGGCUGUCUACUUUAAAAUGAUGACCAAAAGUCCCGGCAUAACCUUUGACAUCGAAGAAACCGAGCUGGAUUUAACCUAUGAGCAUCGCUAUAAGGAUUCAUAUCUGCCCGAUGCCUAUGAGCGUCUGAUACUCGAUGUUUUCUGUGGCUCCCAAAUGCAUUUCGUACGCUCCGAUGAAUUGCGGGAGGCGUGGCGCAUUUUUACGCCCAUUCUGCAUCGAAUCGAACGGGAAAAGACGAAACCAUUGCCAUAUGUCUAUGGAUCGAGGGGUCCGAAAGAUGCCGAUCGCAAGUGCGAGGAAGCUAAUUUCCUUUACUACGGAUCAUACAAAUGGCACGGCAGCAAAUCCAUCUCAUCCAAUCUAUAAACGGAAUUUUUGUUUUUUUUUUUUUUAUAUAUACAUAUUUUUUAAUAUUAUCGUUUAGAUCGGUUGACUUGUUUUGCGUUUUGGUUUUACAAUAGAUUUUUGUAAUUUAAUGCUAACUAAUAAAAUUAUAUUUGGCACAA
Molecule: messenger RNA, 2323 nt
Organism: Drosophila innubila
Lineage: Eukaryota; Metazoa; Arthropoda; Insecta; Diptera; Drosophilidae
Gene: Zw
Product: glucose-6-phosphate 1-dehydrogenase
Exons: 5
Coding region: 597-2183 (528 amino acids)
Biological process (GO): glucose metabolic process; pentose-phosphate shunt, oxidative branch
Cellular component (GO): cytosol
Molecular function (GO): glucose-6-phosphate dehydrogenase activity; NADP binding
Source: RefSeq, a predicted model, not a curated record